This is a messenger RNA of Neocloeon triangulifer, 4181 nucleotides long. Its product is annotated as calpain-D-like. The coding region runs from base 157 to 3450 and encodes 1097 amino acids. Gene Ontology annotation, biological process: proteolysis. Lineage: Eukaryota; Metazoa; Arthropoda; Insecta; Ephemeroptera; Baetidae. Gene Ontology annotation, cellular component: cytoplasm. The record is from RefSeq and is a predicted model, not a curated record. Gene Ontology annotation, molecular function: calcium-dependent cysteine-type endopeptidase activity. The transcript is spliced from 12 exons.
GAGCAGUGAAUGAAGAGUAUGGUGGCGGUGGCUAUGGUGGUGGCCUGUGGUAUGUCUGCAAUUGUUGGAGGGUGUUGAACGGGACGCAGAGGAAGGCUAGUCGGGACAGCUGCGAGGGCGAGUGGACAGCAGAGGGACAAUGGGCGGGCGACGACGAUGGGCUCGAUCGCGUCCGUUCUGCAGUGGCACUGCGGCCGCUGCUCCUUGAUCAACCCGACCGAGCGACCCCUCUGCGCCCGCUGCGGUCUCCGCCGCCUCCCUCGGCCGCCCCCGAAACCUCCAGGCAGCCCCCCGAGGAGUGUGGCGAGCGAUGUGAGAGUGGCCAGCAAGGCUGAGCCUGAAGAAAGCCUUUCCGAAGACGAGGAAGGGCUUUUGGAGGCGGCCCUUGAGGUGCAGCAACACUUCAACGACAUAAUCCGGCAAACGGAGCCAGAGCCGCUCCAGGAGCCUCGAAGGCCGUCUAAGAAACUCUCCCACUCUUGUCCAAACCUCGCAAACAUUCCCGCCAAAUGCAGCAAGGUUCGGAGCGUAAGCGAGCCGCGCACCUUGUCCGGCUGGCAGCCUUGCCGUGAGUGCAGAGCUGCCAACCGGAUGGCGUGCGGCGCGUGCGCGCUGCAGUCGUGGGCCACGGUGCGGGAACAACUCUUGCGCGCCGCUUGGCCGCCUCGAAGGGACCCCCCAAGGACCCCUGACUGUCCCGUGGAACUGUCACGCACGUCCACUGUUCCCAAGCGAGGGUCUGUGGUGACCGUCUCGCGCUGGGGUCACUCGGAUGUCUCCACGCAACAGCUCAGCCAGCGCUUCUCAAUGGUCGGUUCUGUACCAAAGGGGAUUGCCUCAACAUUCCAGCGACCGUUCCGUCGCGCAGCUCCCGUCUCAGUUUCCACAGACACAAUCGAAUUCUAUGUUGGCAGAAUGUGGGCCUGCAACAAAUGCAACUUUUCAUUCAAUUCCCUCAGCUCACAGGCGUGCGAAGUUUGUCUCCAACAGCAAUCUCCACCUUCUGUCUCGGAGCCAAGCGUCACCACCGUGGCCAAGGUGGGUAGCCCUGAGUCCAGGGGCCCCGAAGCCAACUUGGAAGUUGACGAUGAAGAACUUGCGUCUUUGGAACAUGACUACGUUGAACUCAAGUGGGCCUGCAAAAAGUGCACCCUGCUCAAUGACGGCUCCAGCAUGGCCUGCGUCGUCUGCGGCGGCUCCAAACUCAGGAGCAUAACUCAGGUUGAGGACCUAACCCUGCGCAAGGGUGAGUCUUGGGCCUGUCCGAUGUGCACCCUGCGCAAUCCCUUGUCCGAGGCACGCUGCAUUGCUUGCAAAACGCUUCCGGCAAAGAGCCCCGCGGGGCCCCCUGCUUCCGCAGUUACCCCUGGAGCUCCCCACGGACCUCCGAGGGGCGCGGUGCCUAAACAGCAGCACCCAAAACGCCACCAACAAAAGCAGAUUGUUAGAAGGGGUGGUAACGCCGGUAGGCACGGAGGCCCCCGGGGUCCCAUGGCCCCCAAGCGGCAGCCGUGGCAGUGCCUCAAGUGCACCUACGCCAACAAGGCAGACGCCGUGUCUUGUGAGAUGUGUGGAAACACCAGAGGUGCCCCGGCCGCUUCUCUCAACAUUGAAGGCCGUCUUGUGGAAAGAGCUUCUAAGUUUUCUGAGCAACCUAGCCCCAUCUCCACCAUUGACUUGCUCCCUGCUGAGAAUUGUGAUUUAUUCGUGGACGAAUCUUUCCCCCCAAAUGACCACUCUUUGUAUUACCAACCUGGCAAGCAACAGCUGUCAGAAGGAGUGGUAGUGCAGUGGCUGAGGCCUCACCAGAUCAAGGCCUCCAACGACGCCCUUGAGUGGGUCGUCUUCCGAGAGCCCCUUCCGUCGGACAUUUCCCAGGGUGUUCUUGGGAAUUGUUGGCUUUUGUCCGCGCUGGCUGUUCUUGCUGAGCGUCAGGAGCUUAUUGAAAACAUCAUGGUGCAACAUGAGGUCAAUCCUCGAGGCGCAUACCAAGUUCGGCUCUGCAAAGACGGAAAGUGGACAACCAUUGUGGUUGACGACUUGCUACCAUGUGAUGAAAAGUGCCACCUAGUCUACUCCCAGGCAAAGCGCAAGCAGCUUUGGGUUCCGUUGAUCGAAAAGGCGGUUGCAAAAAUCCACGGCUGUUAUGAGGCGCUGGUGUCUGGUCGAGCAAUUGAGGGACUUGCCACUCUGACUGGCGCCCCUUGUGAAAGCAUCCCUCUUCAGCCGUCGUCGUUGCCAUCCGAGGAGGAGCUGGACAAAGACUUGAUUUGGGCCCAACUUCUCAGCUCGCGCGGGGCUGGCUUUCUCAUGGGAGCUUCAUGCGGAGGCGGAAAUAUGAAAGUUGAUGAAGACGAGUACCACCGCAAAGGUUUGCGACCAAGACAUGCAUAUUCUGUUCUUGAUGUGAGGUAUGUUUCGGGUCUGCGUCUGCUGCGACUUCGCAACCCUUGGGGCCACUAUUCAUGGAAGGGUGACUGGGCCGAUGCUUCAUCCACCUGGACUCCACAGCUGCGAGAAAUGCUCAUGCCCAAAGGCGCCUCAGACGGCGUUUUUUGGAUCUCAUUUGAUGACGUGCUCAAGUACUUUGACUGCAUCGACAUUUGCAAAGUGCACAAAAAUUGGACUGAGACGCGUCUGGAAGGCACCCUGCCGCCUUUGGCUUCCAUGCAGCACCUCUCUUGUGUCCUUCUGACCGUGCUCGAGCCCACCGAAGUUGAGUUUACCCUCUUCCAGGAGGGCCAGCGCAACUCUGAGAAGUCGCAACGCUCCCAACUGGACCUUUGCAUUGUCAUGUUCAGGACCAACAACCAAGCACAACCAGGCAUUGGGCGGCUUGUGGAGCACAGCAAGAGGCAGGUGCGUGGAUUUGUGAGUUGUCACAAAAUGCUGGAGCAGUGUCAAUACAUGGUCACCUGUCUCGCCUUCAACCACUGGCACACAGGAAUUGAAGACCCAGUUCAAUUUCCCGAAUACGUACUGUCCAUUCACAGUUCAAAACACGUUUUAGUCGAGCAAAUUGCUCCCCCGUCGUACGUUUUGGCCGACGCCAUAAUAAGCUUGACCCUGGUCAAGGGUCAGCGUCAUGAGGGGCGCGAGGGCAUGACGGCCUACUACCUCACCAAAGGUUGGGCUGGGCUGGUGGUCAUGGUGGAGAACAGACAUGACAACAAAUGGAUCAACGUCAAGUGUGACUGUCAAGAGAGCUACAACGUCGUCUCCACAAGAGGUCAACUUCGCACAGUCGAUUCAGUGCCACCCCUGCACAGGCAAGUAAUCAUCGUGCUGACCCAACUAGAGGGCAGUGGGGGUUUUGCAAUUGCACACCGUCUCACGCACAGGCUGGCCAACAGUGUUGGGCUCCAUGACUGGGGGCCUCCGAACACCAGCCACUGGCCCCUGAUUGACUCAAAGGUUGAUGGCCUCCACGCUCCCAGGCUCAUCACCUGACUCUGCCCAACUGGACCGACUGACAGACCCUUCUUAGAGCUGGCCUCUCCCUCCCUCAUUUUUUGGUUGACCAUUAUUUUUAAUUCAGAAUCUCAAGUAUCAGAUAUUAAUAUCAUUAUUUUUUGCUCAUUACAAACUACAUUGCGCUCUCUAGAUGAAGUUUGGUGCUUCGACGAAAAUGAAUACUCGCUUGAUUUGGCUCUUUUCUCUUUGAAGCCGUCGAGCAUUUGUGAUUGCACAAAGGAUCAUUAUUGAGUCUGACAAACAUUUUGUUGUGUUAUAUUGUUCAAGCCCCCUUCUGUCUCUGUUCGUCAUGAAUUUGUCUGUAGCUUGAUACAAACCAGAGAACAUAGCUUUGUGGCUUUGCGCUGGUUAGUCAAAGAAAUAGCUGCAAAGCGCGCAUUUUCCAGGUGAUACUCUGUUCUUUUCCACGCGCCACUUGUAGAGACUUAGGCGAUACCACAAGAUGAACAUUUUUGACGAACUUGUGUCUUAUUGCGAAUUGCAGUUCGAAAGGAGCACUUUGGUCGUCGCGAUACCACGUGGUCUACCAAUGUCUAUAGAUUUUGCAAUUGUAGGAGGAACCUAUUGAUAAUUGUACUCGUCGAUUUUGCGCCUAUUGUACCGUCGAUGUAUUUUACACACAAAUAAAAAUGAUCAAAACGUGUUCUCAAAAAACAUUUUCAAUAUUUUCUUUCGACGAAUAAAAUUGGCCUAGAAAUUGCUAAAAA